AUGGAAUCAGCUGGACAACAGUUGGUGCUUCAGUCGUAUCCAGGGUUGCAAUUUUUUGCCAUUUUCAACCCCAAGUUGCAAUCCAAUGAAGAAAGCAUACCAAGCUCAGAUCUCGAUGAGACGGAGCUAGAGGUGAAACGAAAGCUGUUAUGCUUCAUAAGGUUUGAUGGUGCAGAAACUUCCAACUUCCAGAAAUUCAAGCUUAUAGGCAUGAUCGAAGGACUGCAAGAUUUUUCUUCCAAGUUUAGAGGGGGUAACAAACUGAGAUUCAUUGAUACACAAAAGACUAGACUGAUUCUUCUUAAUGUGGAGCAAGACUACUGGCUCGUACUAUCUAUAAGGUUGGCAGAAGUUAAGGUCACUGCUACGAACGAGAAGAUAUUUACUCUUAGAUUUUUAGCCUUACCUGAAUACACAGAGGCGGAACUUCAAGAAGGAUAUAGAUGGUGGAGGUUGCAUAAUGGUGAAUUCUCCUUCAAUUAUAACCAGUUGCCAUUAGAGUCGUUUACACAGCUGCUAGAAGACUGGUGGUAUACUUGGUGUAAAAAUAAGUGGGUCAACUUUGAAAUUAAAAAUGAAGGAUUUGUUGAUGUCGACCACUCGUUCAGAAAAUCUUCCAUCGAAUUGCCCAAUGGAUUUACUGACUCUUUGGAAACCAACUUAGCCGAAUUGAUGUCAGAGGAUCCUGAAAUAUUGGACAUAAUCAUCAUGAAUACAACAAAGACGCCUAUAAAGAACUUCGGCGUUCUCUGGAAGAACAAGGAUUCUAAAUUUGAACAGGAAUCAAUUGUGGAUCUGAUUCGUUAUCAACAGUGCAUAGCGCUGACAGUGGGUCUAACUACUAAUAAUCUGAGUGAAGGCAAUGUUCUUUCCCCGUCAGAAGUUGACCCCACCUCACCAGAGGAGGAACGUGAAAAUCUAUUUUAUCUAAUAGCCAACCAAAGCUUAUCCUUUCUAGAGCCAUCCAAGAAUUUUUUGACCACACAACUGGGUAACAUUUUAUAUCCUGCAACUAUGACGUUGGAUGCCAUGUCUUCGAUUAGCGGAUAUUUGCCUGAAGUCAGUUGGUUUUACAACAAAGGAGAAACACCUCCAACUCUAGAGGCUCCUCAAGCGAACGACGAUGCAGAAAAUACACCUGAUGCCAAAGUCAACGAGAAAAGAGGUAAAUUUUUGAUUGGAAUGGUAAAGCUACAUACCAACACAGAUGAGAAAGAAAUAUGUGAUAAGUUAGUCUUUCUCAAGCAAAAAGAUGAACCCACGUAUAUGGAACACAAAUUACUGAUAUAUGAGGUUGCUGGUCUCACCUUUACAGCAAUUUAUCGUGGAGAUUGUGCAUCGUUAAAUGAACCAGAAUAUUAUAGAAAGCUUGAAGACUCCCUUUACAGGAUUUGGCAAACUUGUCUCUACAGGUUAGUUCUAGAAAACAUCAAAGAAUAUCAAAGUUGUGUUAAAUCUAAACCUUCUACAUUCUACUAUUUGUUGUAUGACCGACCAUCCGAUAGCCACCAAAGUUCAUUCCCAGUCAUUUCAUUCCGAGGUAGUGAUGAGGAUUUCGGUGAGUUGGAUUCGGACGUAUUUUCGACAUUAACACUUAAAGAUAAUGAAACAAUAAAGGGGUCAAUACUCAAUAGUACCAGCAAACCAAAGAAUGCAAAGGAAAUAUCCAAAUCCCAACUGAUCAGUUUGAACCAAUCGAUUCUUUCACUCUCCACGGAGUCAAGGUCGGAACAAGAAAUUCUACUUCCAGAUGAGAAGUUACUAAAAACGGGGCGCAAUUGGUGGGUUUUGUUUAAAGAUCUAGGAGAGUCGCAAGCCUACGGUACCAGUUUAAUAAUUGCUAAGAAAUUUGACUCCAAAGAUCCCUCAAAAAAGGACAUUUUCAAUAAUUCGGAUUCUGAUGAUAACCUGGUCUCUUCACUAGGUGAGGAUGUAUCAGAAUGGUGGGAACAAUUUACUAGAAGUGUUUGA
Messenger RNA from Komagataella phaffii GS115, 1971 nucleotides. RefSeq lists its product as hypothetical. The transcript has a single exon. The record is from RefSeq and is a predicted model, not a curated record. The coding region runs from base 1 to 1971 and encodes 656 amino acids. Gene Ontology annotation, cellular component: intracellular membrane-bounded organelle; Mon1-Ccz1 complex. NCBI's taxonomy places the organism in Eukaryota, Fungi, Ascomycota, Pichiomycetes, Pichiales, Pichiaceae. Gene Ontology annotation, biological process: vesicle-mediated transport.